Molecule: messenger RNA, 960 nt
Organism: Symbiodinium sp. CCMP2592
Lineage: Eukaryota; Dinophyceae; Suessiales; Symbiodiniaceae
Source: the annotation of a GenBank genome assembly
AUGGAGCUUGGCCUGGGACCCACGAAAGACGGCUUCCGGUCUGCAAUCGCAGAAUGUGGCGCGCAGCGACGCUGGGAGAGAGCGUUGCUCCUCGUGACCAAACUGCAACGACGACAGCUACAGGCCGAUGAGUCCAUCAUGGCUGCGGCCAUGAAGGCUGUGAGUCUCUCGGCUCAGUGGGUCCAGACGCUACAUCUUCUGGGCAAUCUACCAGAGAUAAGCGUGAAGAUUACUGCUCGUCACUGCACCGUCGCAAUCAGUGCCAUGCAACCCACUGGAGAAUGGGCUCGUGCACUGUCGCUCCUUGCGUCCAUGGCCCCGAGAGACUUGCAACCAACGGUAGACACCUACAAUUGGACCAUUUGCGCCUGUGCAAAGGCCUCUGAAUGGAGCAGAGCAUUUAAUCUCUGCCAUCGGAUGAUGGAGGAGGGCCUUCACCCCAACAAAAUCACCUACCGACAGCUGGCCGUCAUGUGCAGGAAGGAGGCUUUGUGGGAACACGGGCUGCAACUACUCGUUGACGCACAGGCAUCGCAGGUAGCAUGGGACGUUCCAGUGGUGCUGGGUGCUAUCGGGAUGUCGUGUGUUCGUGCCCAGCAAUGGCAGCAGGCCGCAGCUGUUCUUGCUGAGUUUGAGGGGCAACCGACGCCAACUAACUACUUCUUGAACUUGGCACAAAUCAGAAUAUUGGCAGAGCGGGAGCAGUGCGACGGCUGGGAGGCUGCCUUUACCUGGCUUUCGGAACAGGACCUCGACUCCCUGGACGAUGAAGACGUUUGCCCUGCGAUUUCUGCUUGCGGCGCCCAGUGGCAGAAGGCACUGGAAUGGCUUUUGGCUCUGCAGGAAGGAGGCACGGCAGUCACCACAGCCAUGUACCAGGAGCUGGUACGUAUUCGAGCAACGGGUGGUGAGGACGAGGACGAAGACUACGAUGUGGAUGAGGAUUUGCCUCUCGCGUAA